Molecule: messenger RNA, 2006 nt
Organism: Aplysia californica (California sea hare)
Lineage: Eukaryota; Metazoa; Mollusca; Gastropoda; Aplysiida; Aplysiidae
Source: RefSeq, a predicted model, not a curated record
AAUCAACAAACACUGAAUCCAUAACGCACAAUGAUUUUGAGACCGAUGAGACCCAGAGUAGCAACGAACGGCUACCAGAAUUAUUUGAAGUUGAAGGAUCAGCCCGCCAAGCGUCACCAAAGACACGGAAGAGAAUCAACAAGAAGAACGAUGCAAAAAGAAAGCGACAGUCUGGCGAAGAGUACGUGAGCGCCGGCACGAAAAAGGUUGUUCAAGCACGAAGGAUGAGAAAGGGCUGCGUUGGAAUGGAAUGUACGAGAGCUGGCCGUCAGUGUUCUGGAAUCACAGAAACGGAUAGGAGGGAGAUAUUUCAGGACUUUUAUAAACUGGCUGACCUGCAGAAGGAGAGAGAGUUCGUUGCGAGGCAUAUUGAGACGACUGAGCCCAAGGUCGGGAAACCAAACUCUCGACGCAGCAAAACGCAUGCUUAUUACCUCACAGUCAAUGGAAAGCGCUUGAAAGUGUGUAGAAACACAUUCCUUGCAACCUUGAGUAUUUCAGAGAAAUUUGUCCGAGUUGUUUUAUCAAAGAUUACGGAGACUGGCGUUGUGGAAGAAGACAAGCGAGGGGGCAGACAAUCGGAGCAGAUGAAGACAAGAGAAGAACAAAACAGGGAUAAAAUCAGUCGGCACAUUGACAGAUUUUCACGCGUGGAAUCACACUACUGUAGGGCCUCUUCCAGCAAAGAGUAUCUCAGCCCAGACCUCACAUUGUCCAAAAUGUACGACAUGUACGUGAAAGAAAACUCAUGCAAUGACAUCCCAAGUUUUCAUACAUACAGACGAGUGUUCAAGACGAAAAGCCUGGCCUUUCAUAGUCCUAAAAAGGACCAAUGCUCACUCUGCAACUCUUUCCGAAAAGGGGACGAAGCUCAGAAAAAUGAACUCAGGGAAAUUUACAACAGGCACGAAGCAGAAAAACAAAAGGUGCGACAACUUAAGGAGGAUUGCAAGAAGAUGGCUCAAGCUGACCACAGCAUUCUGGCAGGGAACUUUGAUCUCCAACAGGUCAUAUACUUGCCAAUUUCACAUGAAGAUGCUUUGUUCUACAAGAGGAGACUUUCCAAUUUCAAUUUGACGUUUUAUAAUUUGGGUGACCACACAUGUGAUUGCUUCAUUUGGCACGAAGGCCAAAGCAGAAGGGGCAGCUCAGAGAUAUCAACUGCGGUGUGCAGGGCACUGAGGGAAUAUGACCAAAGAGGCAUCAAGACUGCCUACUUGUUCGCCGAUGGCUGCCCGGGACAAAAUAAAAACACAAUCAUGCCCACCAUGAUGCUCCACAUGAUCAACACUUCAGCACACAUGGAGGAACUGUCACUCAGGUACUUUGAAUCGUUCCAUGGGCAGUGCGAAGGUGACUCAGCACACAGUGCUAUAAGCACGGCCUUGGGAAAUGCUGGGGAUGUGUUUCUCCCAUCACAGCUGUUUCCCAUCAUUGCAUUGGCCCGACGCAAACAGCCAUACAAGGUACACCCGCUUGAGCACGGUGACUUUCUAAACUACAAAAAACUGUCAGAAGAUCUGAAAGUUCUCAACGUCCGCAAGGACAAUCAGGAUUCAGGUGUUCCCGUGAACUGGAACAAGGUCAUGGAAGUGAGGGUGAACAAAGCCCACCCAACAACAAUAUAAAAAAAACCCCAGUCACCUGGAAGAGCAGUACAGGUCCAUUUCGCUGAAGCGCCAACUUUCACACCUAAUUCAUUGUGACGUUAAACAACUAAAUGAAGAACCAAACCAAAUUAGCAAGGAGAAAUACGGCGAUUUGAUGUCUCUGUGCUCUGGGAACACACCCGUCAUCCGGAAUGCCGAGCACAAAGCUUUCUUCUGUCAACUACCACACAGCGAAUGAGAUGUCUCACAAAAUUCAAGCUGAGAAAUACAAACAUGUUUGAUCAAGGAGAGCCUACCAAAGCAUGGUGGCAUCCAUCACUAAUUUGUUUUUGUUUUUUAAAUAAUAGAUUUGGAAUUGGAACGAAAGGAAACUGCUUGUCUUUCUAAAACGUGAUG